Helobdella robusta is the source of this 2148-nucleotide messenger RNA. RefSeq lists its product as hypothetical. The transcript has 8 exons. The record is from RefSeq and is a predicted model, not a curated record. Gene Ontology annotation, molecular function: protein binding. NCBI's taxonomy places the organism in Eukaryota, Metazoa, Annelida, Clitellata, Rhynchobdellida, Glossiphoniidae. The coding region runs from base 114 to 1889 and encodes 591 amino acids.
UGAUAGUUCAGAUUAGCAGCCUAGAUUAGUCAGAAGAUUAGUGCAAAAAAACUUCCAAAUUACAAUUUUUUUUGUUUAAUUAAUGUACAUAAUGAUGUAAAUUGAAUCUAACUAUGGCUACCGACAGUUUCGAAAUCAACCAGCGAAUUCAAUCUAUUGAAGGGGAUGACAUUGGCACCAUAAAAUAUGUUGGACCCCUGCCAAACACCACCGGACUCUGGUUAGGGAUUGAUUGGGACAAUGAAGAACGCGGGAAACAUGAUGGCACUUUUAGCGGCCAGAGGUUUUUUGUGACAAGAACUUCAAAAAGUGGAUCAUUUUUAAGGCCCACAAAAUGUGCAACCCCAAUAUCACUCAUGGAUGCCAUAAGGGAGAAAUAUGUGGUUGAAAAUGAGAGAGUGGAUGGCGAAAGUGAAAAUGAUGAACAGAAGAAAGAUGAUGGUGUUCAGAGUAUAAAUGAGAUUGGCUCAAAGAAUGUCUAUUUCGUCGGCUGUUCGAAAAUUGAAAGAGAGCAAAGCAGUUUAAAAGAUUUAAAGAGCAUAAGCUUGAGGAAGCAUGCCAUUUCGAGAUGCUGCUCGGCCAAUCAGACGCUAGAUACUCUCGGCUCAUUGGUGGAGCUCAGUUUAGCCGACAAUCUCUUCACUGAUUGGUCGGAGAUUCAGAAGAUUGUAAAUAGUCUGCCCAAGUUGGAGUCGCUCAAUUUGAAAGGAAAUAGAUUUAUGAAAGGAAUCCCGGAGAUAACGCGGCACAUAAAAAUACUGAACAAUAGCGAAAUUCUCGCCGUUCACAAAACGCUCAUGCACAUCCCUACUUCCGGGGACAGUGUCACUAAUUCACUAAUCACUAACAAUGCUACUGAUAACAAUACUGAUACUAACAAUGCUAACACUACUACUGCUUCAAUGAUGAAUGAUGAAUUGGACGAUGAUGGUGAUUUCAAUUAUAAUAAUAGUAGUACAAUUAGUAGUGGUGGUGCUAAUUGUAUUAGUAAUAUUAAUUGUAAUAAUAACGUGAAUUUUCUCUGUUUAUUUGGGGUUGGGUUUGAUUUUGAGCAAGUUCUUAAUACCUCCUUCGAUUUCGUCAGACUCAAGACACUCAUCCUUGCUUAUAAUCAUAUUGAGGAGAUAGAUUUAAAUCUUUGGUUAUCGGCUACGGGUACAUCCCUACUGGCGUCACCCUCGUUGCCAUGGCUACCACUUUUGUUUGUCACUAAUUUGAGUUUGGAGGGGAAUAGGCUGAGAAGUUGGUCGGAGGUUCUGAAGGUUGGGUGUGUUCUUCUGUGGCUGGAUGAGCUGAAUGUCAGUGCCUGUGGAUUGGAUGAGGUAGGUGAUAGGACCCCAGACGCCGAAUUUCUGACGGAUCACCCACGCUACAUUGAACUGAUAGAAAAAUUUGGAAAGCCGGAUAAGGGUAUGCUGGAGGUGAAGACGAACGAUAUUAAGUCUGAGUUGCUACACGUCUUUAUCGCCCUCGUUGCCAAUGAUGAUGAAAAUAAAGACGGCACUGCAACAGGAGAAAAAGUGGCGAAGAUAGUUGAAAAAAAGUUGCCACCCUCGAUGACAGCCGGGAGGCUGAUGAUGAUGCUAGUGAAGAGAAUUUUCAAAGAGGAAAUCCGGAAAUUAGGAAUCGUCUCACCCGAUCCGGAUUCUUUCAAACUGUCAUACUCCAGUCCCUUAUUUGCUAAAAAUAGCGGGGAAAACCGGGAUAAGGAAAGCACUCUCGAAGAUAAAAAUAGUGUCUCAGGAGAUAAAAAUAGCGCAGGUGCUGGGAGUUUGGAUCUAUUUAUAGCGCCUGGUAGAGAAUUGGAAAUCCCAAUUGAUGAUCCCUUCAAAGAGAUUGGCUAUUUUUCAAUCAUUUCUGGAGAUAGCCUUUAUUUAAGAAAGUGCUGAAUGGCUUUCUUGCUCUCUUUCUUUGUCUGUCUGUUUGGCUUCAUUUUUUAUUUUUUCAAAACGAUACAAUCGUUAUUAUAGUUUAUUAUUAUUAUUAUUACUUUUAUUAUUUGUUACUAUAACUGUUAUUUAAAUUGUUUUACUGAUGCAUAUUGAUGGAAUACGUAUUUGAAAUAUUCGGUUUCACUAUUUGUAUCAUUAUUUCUACUGCAGUUUAUCGGAGAAUUCUUUUUGGAAACAAAAAAUAUGUGUAAUGCAA